Talaromyces marneffei is the source of this 855-nucleotide messenger RNA. RefSeq lists its product as uncharacterized. The record is from RefSeq and is a predicted model, not a curated record. The transcript has a single exon. Bases 1 to 855 code for a protein of 284 amino acids. NCBI's taxonomy places the organism in Eukaryota, Fungi, Ascomycota, Eurotiomycetes, Eurotiales, Trichocomaceae.
AUGGCCCAGCCCCGCGAAACCGACCCUUUGCUCCCACACGAUACUGGUAACAGCCAUGACAACAACAAUGCCAUUCAACGACUACGGCGGCACCUCAACAACCCCGUCUCAACUCACCACACCGACCUAAUUCUACUCUACUGCUACAUAAUAACCGGCCUCCUCGACAGCUCCGCAGUCUUCAUCUGGGGCUCCUUCGUGAGCAUGCAAACCGGGAAUACGGUCUACCUAGGCCUGGGCCUUGCAUCGCAAGCCAGCCACCCCAAGAAAUCCGGUGCUGGUAGUGGUAGUGGUAACGAUGACCGCUGGAUAAAAUCCGGCAUAUCAAUCAUCAGCUUCUGUCUCGGCUCAUUAAUAUUCGGCGCCUUUCAUCGCGCCUUCUCACCCAGAAAACGAUGGGUUCUCAUGGCCAGUUCUGCGCUCCAAAUGAUCUGCAUAACCUGUGCAGCGACCAUCGUCACGAUGGAACGACCAUCCAAAGACUCCGCGCUGACAUGGAGGGUCAUUGUCCCUCUGGCCAUGGUCGCGUUUCAGAGUUCAGGGCAAGCGGUGAUUAGUCGUGUGCUCAAAUUAGGUGGAUUGUCGAGUGUGGUUUUAACGAGUGUUUAUUGUGAUUUGUUCUCCCAUCCCGACUUUUUGAGCGGUGUGGCCUUUAGAAAGGAUGUCGAGGAGAGAAGGAGGGCGGGUGCGGUUGUGUGUUUGUUGGCGGGGGCUGUUAUGGGUGGGUUUUGGGCGAGGAGUGAGGUUGGACUGAUGGGGGCUUUGUGGACGGCCGUUGGGUUGAAGGCCGUUAUUGUUUUGGCGUGGUGUUUUUGGAGGAGGGGGGAUAGAGGUGAUGUAGAAGUGCAGGCUUGA